CUUUUAUGCACGCAUGCUGGCCAGGCAAACGUUCACAGCUUCUUUUAAACUUCCAGGGUCUCACAAACGAAAAAACCUUCAGCUCAGCACAGUUUUUUUGAUUAUAUCUCGAUUCCAUUCUCAUCGAAUGGCUAUCAGUUCUUCUACCUCCUCGUGGCGACGCGUUACACCUACACGCGACACGAUACCCCCGUUCUCAGUAUUCACGAAACCUAUAGAAAAGUCUCAGCAAGAUGAUAGAGAGUACAGAAUUAUUAGACUGGAGAAUGGGCUAGAAGCAACGCUUGUUCAUGAUCCUACAGCAGACAAAGCGGCUGCGAGUUUGGAUGUAGCGGUCGGGCAUCUGUCGGAUCCAGAUGAUAUGCCAGGCCUCGCACAUUUUUGUGAACAUCUGUUAUUCAUGGGUACCGAGAACUUUCCUAAGGAAAACGAAUAUAGUGAAUAUCUAGCCAAGAACAAUGGCUCUUCCAACGCUUACACGUCCCUUUCUAACACCAAUUACUACUUCAGCAUAUCUACCUCCCACCUUUCUGGUGCUCUUGCUCGCUUCUCUUCAUUUUUCCAUUCUCCUCUCUUUGCACCUUCUUGCACGACCCGAGAACUCAAUGCUGUCGACUCUGAACACAAGAAGAAUCAUCAACAAGAUCUUUGGCGUAUCUUCCAGGUCAACAAGCAUCUCAGUAAGCCGGGACAUCCAUUCAGCAAAUUUGGAAGCGGCAACAAAGAGUCAUUGAGCCGGAAAGCCCAAGAAUUAAAGGCAAAGGGGAAGUUACCCACCAUCAACCCAGCUCCAACGGACUUGUCCACACUGCAGGUCCCUCCCUCUCCACUUCCAUCCAGAAUGGCAUCACCAGCCCCUUCGGACAUAUCGACGAACAGCGAUGUAGACUCGGAUGGUGGCGCAGUCGGACGAGAGACGCGCCGACGCUUGAUCGAGUGGUGGGAGAGGGAGUAUUGUGCGUCAAGAAUGCAUCUUUGUGUGAUUGGAAAGGACUCCUUGAGCGAUCUUUCUGAACUCGUAUCCACGCUGUUCUCUCCGAUACCCAACCGUGGAAUAGACCCUCUUCCCACGAUCCCGGACCAUCCUUGGGGUCCGAAUGAGAAAGGGACUAUUGUCUCCAUUCCGACAAUUAUGACAAUGCACAUGCUGGAGAUCGCCUUCCCGCUUGAUCCUCAAGUAGAGCACUGGAGACAUAAACCGGCAAAUUUCAUCUCACACUUGAUCGGGCAUGAAGGUCCUGGGUCGCUUCUGUCAUUACUCAAGAAGGAGGGUCUGGCAGUCAGUCUUAGUUGCGGUCCUCAGGCGUUGGGAAGAGGUUUUGAUCUGUUGAGAGUUACCAUUGAGUUGACUGAAAAGGGAUUCAAAAACUAUCAACAGGUCGUCCUCCUCUCUACGAAAUACUUUAAUCUCCUCCGCUCUCAAACACAUUUUGAGUCUUUCCAUCAACAUCAGACAUCCUCUCUAUCGCAUACUCGAUUUCGAUUUCUGGAGAAAAGAAAGCCCGAUGGUUACGCAACAACUAUCGCUGAAACGAUGGCUAAGCCAUUUCCGAGGGAAUUAUUAUUAGCUGCUCCUAACGUCACCUGGAAUUGGGGCGAUGAGUAUCCUGGAUACGAGAAAAACGGGAACGGGGAAGUAAAGCUGAAGGCUCUCUUGAAUGGACUCAGGAUCGAGGAAGGAAGAGUGUUGUUGAUGGGUAAAGAGGAUGAGUUGGAACGAUUACCACGUUUUGACACCACCGUGCAAUGGCAACAGGAACCAUGGUAUGGAACGAAGUAUCGGGUCGAAAGGUUCCCCGAGGAGUUUGUCAAGGCGUGUUCGGCAGGACCAGCAGUACCGGAUCUGUUCCUACCUGGAUCGAAUCAAUUCAUUCCAGAGAAUCUGACUGUUGAGAGGAAGGACGUGGCCAAACCGCAAAGACGGCCGCACCUGAUCUGGUCAACGCCCCUCUGUAGUAUGUGGCACAAGAAGGACGACCGGUUCUGGGCUCCCAAAGCAGAAAUCACCAUACACAUACGGAGCCGGUUCUCCGAUAAUACACCCCGUUCAACGGUGCUUACGCGACUCUAUACUGACUUGGUCACUGAGUCCUUAACGGAAUUCUCGUAUGACGCUGAAUUGGCUGGACUCAAGUAUGAUUGUCACUCAAGUAGUAAAGGCUUCUAUGUUGUUCUCCGAGGUUACAACGACAAGAUGGACGUGUUGGCGGGUAAAGUGCUUGAGCGGGUUAAAGGGUUGAAAGUUGACGCCGAAAGGUUGGAACUUGUGGUGGAGAAGAACAAGAAAGCUUGGGAGAACUUUUUCAUGGGACAAUCGUAUGGACUUGCAAAUUAUUACACCUCAUACAUCCUUUCAGAAAAGGCAUGGAAGAUAGAGGAGUUAUUAAGGGAGUUGCCUGGCAUUACCCCCGACGAGGUCGAGAAACAUGCAGCUCUUCUUCUCUCCCAAGUUCAUAUAAGCAUGUUGGCUGUGGGUAAUGUCACUCAGGAGGAAGCCGUUGACAUCGCAGAGAUGGUCGAGUCAGGGUUAGGCCCACUCGAGAAGGACGUGGAACCUAGCGACCUGAACGAGUUCGCGUUGGUGCUCCCUCCGGGAAGCAACUACAUAUACCCUUCUCUCAUCCGCAAUCCCGCCCAAGCCAACAACGCCCUAACCUACUACCUUCAUUUCGGCGAGAUGAAUGAUGCACGACUUCGAAUAGUUUCGUCGUUGUUGACCCAGAUCAUGACGGAACCGGCGUUCAAUAUCCUCCGAACUAAGGAACAGCUGGGGUAUAUUGUACAUUGUUCGGGUUUACUACUAUCGGGAUCAACAUUGAAGGGGCUGAGAAUAAUCGUGCAAUCGGAGAAACGGCCUCAUUAUCUGGAGGGACGUGUCGAAACAUUCUUGGAGGGCAUCAAGACGAUGCUAGAAGACAUGUCUGAUGCAGCAUUUGGCGAGCAUAAGGAGGGUUUGAGGAGGAAAUGGACCGAAGAGUGGAAGAACCUUAGUGAGGAAAGUGCAUCGUACUACUCCUAUAUCAACAGCGGCUCUUUGGAUUUCUACAGAAGGGAUAAUGACGCCGUCGCAAUCCAGUCAGUGACAAAAGCCGAUGUCAUGGACUGCUUUAUGAAAUACGUCCACCCCUCGUCUCCCGUAAGAGCCAAGCUUUCGGUACACAUGCUGUCACAGAAAGUACCCCCGAGGAAAGUCAGUCCUGCGGCUGCGGAAGCGUUCGAAACGUUGGUUCGCCAGCGGGAUUUGGGCAUCACCGGUGCUUCUGCAACUCCGUUCUCCGAGCAAAACCCCACCAUUACAGAGUUUGUGGCGUAUUGGGCCGGAGUAAUGAAAGUUGCAGGGGUCAAGGAAGAAGAAGCGCAGACGAUUCUGAAGAAUAUACAGGUUUUGGUUGAGAGGUAUCCGUGUGACGGUGAAGAGGGGCUGAAGGAUGAGGUACUAGAAGGAGCGACUUAUAUAAAGGACGGGGAGAUCCAGGAUGUUAAGAAGGGUUUGGCGAGGUCGGCAAAGUAUCCUGCUGUUGUGGAAUGGCAGGAUAUGGUAGUUGUGCGGAGUAGGUUGUAG
Marasmius oreades (fairy-ring Marasmius) is the source of this 3562-nucleotide messenger RNA. RefSeq lists its product as uncharacterized. Gene Ontology annotation, biological process: peptide catabolic process. The transcript is spliced from 10 exons. Gene Ontology annotation, cellular component: mitochondrion; cytosol. Gene Ontology annotation, molecular function: metalloendopeptidase activity; metal ion binding. NCBI's taxonomy places the organism in Eukaryota, Fungi, Basidiomycota, Agaricomycetes, Agaricales, Marasmiaceae. The record is from RefSeq and is a predicted model, not a curated record. Bases 14 to 3562 code for a protein of 1182 amino acids.